AUGAUCAUUUCACACUUAACACGCGUUGGCAUAGUCGCGCUCGUCGCUUUAGUAUUGCACCAGUAUUACUGUCACUGUCAGACGCACCUAGAGGAGCAGAGUUUUAGCAGAGCUGACUGCAAUUUGAUCGCAGCGCAGAACGCAUGCAAUUGCACAUAUGACGCGAAGUACGAAUCAGCGAAAAUUUUUUGCCGCAGCGCGGAUGAGCGCACUGAAAUAUGGAUAUCUAUUUAUGAAAGGAGCUCUGUGGACAUAACUUGCAGACACGCAGGCGAUUCCUACGCCGUCAUUACUGAGGAAUUAUUAGCGCGUUUGCCGCGCCUAGGCAGCAUAAGCAAAGCCGAUUUCUUGGCCAUACAUGAGUGCGUGCCAUUCACGCCGCUGUUAGCGCGUUUGGGGUUAACGCAAAAUGAAGUACUACAUAUUGAUGGUCUGGGCAAAUUAACGCAAUUAACGGCGCAGAGUUUUGGUCACAACAGGAGCUGCUUGCAGAGCGUUGUCGAUUUGGAGCUAUCAGCGCAACCUGCCGGAGCACAAGCAGGGCAGCGCCUAAAUGCUGACAUAUUCACUGAUUUUUCAAAUGUGCGCACAGUAAAAAUCGACUUAAACAUCACACAACUGGACGAGCGCAUAUUUUUACCGCUUGUCGCUACGCUCAAUGAUUUUACGUUCCUUGCCAAAUUGCGCGAAUUUCCCAGCGCCGCUAUGUCACCGCUCCACCAGCUCCGUGCGCUGAUGUUGAUGCGUCAUCAAUUUGGUGAUCGUUUACGUAAAGACGAUUUCGCGCCGUUCAGAUUAUUGGAAUAUCUUACGUUGCUCAACUGUAACAUAACCAAGCUGCCAGCGCGCAUCUUUGCAUCACUGCCAGCGCUUAGACAUCUCACUUUGAACAAAAAUGAGCUGCGCGCAUUGCCGCCAUCACUAUUUGUGGCGCAAACGCAACUACAAAGCCUAGAUUUGGGCGAUAAUCAAUUAGCGUCACUGUCGCGCACACUGUUUCACCCUGCCACAAAACUAACGAGCUUAACUUUAAGCCGCAAUCGCUUUGUUAAGUUAAGCGCGGAAAUGUUGCCGCCACUAAGCGCGCUCACAUGACUAAGUCUGGACAAAAACAUGCUACAAACUAUUGCAGCUGAUAGUUUUGCGGACGCGAAGCACUUGCAGUUUCUGGAACUCGACAACAAUCGGUUGAAUUGGUCUAGUGCUGAGUCGUGUGCCGUGCUCGCUGGCAUGUCCAGCUUAUCUACACUUAUCUUACAAAAUAACACGCUGCAGCAUAUAUGCGAACCGCUGCUUGCGCCCAAUAAUACGACCAGCAAUCUGGAUGCGCUCGAUUUACGACACAAUAAGUUCACACAUUUGAGCGCGCCGCUGCUGCGCAAACUAAAUAGCAGCAAGUUGCCGAAACAAUUGUUCCUGUCGCAUAAUCCCUGGACGUGCGACUGUGGCGCGCAAACAUUGCUCAAUUUCGUCAAGUCAAAUCGUGCGCGUUUGCCUGAUGUAUCGCACGUGCGCUGCGACGAUGCAGAGCUGGCGCCGCUGAUUGAACUAUCCUACAAUGAUUUUUGUCUGCCUGACUUGGGCGUAAAUGCAAAAUACGUGUUGGGCUUGAUUAGCCUAUCGGCGCUCAGCCUAAUGCUUAUCAUUACGGCGCUCUGCUAUUAUAAAUACAAGCUGCAGCUACAAGUCUGGCUCUAUGCGCAUCAGCUGUGCCUGUGCUGUAUCAGCGAAGCGGAGUUGGAUCGUGAGCGCAAGUAUGAUGCGUUCAUUUCAUACGCUCAUCAGGAUGAGCAUUUUGUUGAACAUGAAUUGGUGCCGGGCCUGGAGCAGGGUACACCCGCCUUUAAGGUGUGCAUACAUGCGCGCGAUUGGUUGGCUGGCGCGUUCAUAACCGAGCAAAUUAUCGACUCCGUGGAGCAGUCGCGGCGCACAAUCAUCGUUUUGUCGGAGAGUUUCAUAGCAUCGCAUUGGGCGCGCAUGGAAUUUCGUAUGGCGCAUCAAAGCGCGCUCAAUGAGGGACGUUCGCGCAUUAUUCUAGUGAUCUAUGGUGAUUUAGUGAAUAUAGAGUUAUUGGAUCAGGAGUUACGUACGUAUUUAAAGAUGAAUACCUACUUGAAAUGGGGUGAGCCAUGGUUUUGGGAAAAGUUACGCUAUGCCAUGCCGCAUCCGACGCGCUUUUGGGCGCGUGCAGCGCGUGUAGCAGAACCUGACGAGAUUCCUCUACAAGAUUUUACGCCAAGCGCGUAAACAAUGUGCACUCUCUGUUGUGUACUAAUAUUGCUAAGAUUUGUGUUGAGUGCUGAUAUUUAUUCCCAAUCGAAGUGUGUUAUAUUAUGAUGAGUGUUUUGAAGUGUGAUGGCAAGAUAGAUUAUUUAAAUAUAGAAAAAUAUAUAUCAGCUUGUAUAACAUUUAUAUAGCGGGGAAAUUUUUGUUGUAGUGCUGCCACAUAGUUUUUUCUCACAAAAAUGUAUAUUUAUCAAAGUAACUUUUGUUAGUACUGUUAUGUAAUAUUUUAACGAACAUAUUAAACGGCCUUAUAUUUUUAUUUA
Messenger RNA from Bactrocera neohumeralis, 2549 nucleotides. RefSeq names its product protein toll-like. The record is from RefSeq and is a predicted model, not a curated record. The coding region runs from base 1 to 1095 and encodes 364 amino acids. NCBI's taxonomy places the organism in Eukaryota, Metazoa, Arthropoda, Insecta, Diptera, Tephritidae. The transcript has a single exon. Gene Ontology annotation, molecular function: protein binding.